Messenger RNA from Cylas formicarius (sweet potato weevil), 1613 nucleotides. Its product is annotated as serine/arginine repetitive matrix protein 2-like. Bases 172 to 1548 code for a protein of 458 amino acids. The record is from RefSeq and is a predicted model, not a curated record. NCBI's taxonomy places the organism in Eukaryota, Metazoa, Arthropoda, Insecta, Coleoptera, Brentidae. The transcript has 6 exons.
UGCCCGUGGUGUACAUUUUGUUAACAUUCCGUAAUUCUAUUUAAUUGAUUAAUAAAAAUGUAGCUGUCCCUUAAUAAGUUGGUUUGAUUUCGGGUGAAACAUAAUUUUUGCACAUAAUGUAAAUUCGUGUUGUUCAUAACGGAGUUGUUUCUGAUUUAUAUUCUCAAAACAAUGAGUGGAACUAGUAGCUCCAGGGACGACCACACUUUUUUAAGAAAAUCGACACUUUGGAAAGAUAAACAUGAAUUGAGUAAUCUAAGGGUACAGGUGAAAAGGGGUAAUGUAAAUGCAACAGGUCCUCAGCUUCCUUUGGAACGAAGUAUAGACGAUCCAGCCAAAAUUUGUGCUUAUGUUCAUUAUCGAAAAGAUGCAAACAAAAUUCCGAAACUUCCCAUUUUUGGGCCGGGCAUUAAGGUUAACCAAAAAUUUGAGGAAAACCGCCAAGUUUUCACUCGAUCAGACGUUGCUAGGCAAUCGCGUAGUCGUAGUCGUUCGAGAUCUGCGAGCCCCAAAUUCAAACGCAAUAAAAGUCGUAAAGCAAAAAGCAGAAGCGGUAGUAGAUCCAGAACGAAACAAAGAAUUAGUAAGAGCAGAAGUAGAAGUCUGAGUCACGAAAGUUACUGCCCUCUGAGUCACGAAAGUGACUGCCCUAUGUACGAAUCUCUCAGUAAAGAGGGUCCGUCGAGAGAGUAUAGCAAAUAUAGAAAGUCCAAGUCUCCUACUCCUCUGAGGCCGGGAGAAUAUCGUCCCGGGCAUCCAGAUUUAGCUAAACGUUAUAAUAAAAAAAGGUCGCCCUCUCCCAGUCACAAGGACUACGAAAGGAACAGAUAUCAAAAGAGUGUUUCCCCAAGCAGGCCCGGACCGUCCUCUAGAAGAUCUCAUUCGCCGGGAUCCUCAAAUAGAUAUUCCUCUCCUCGUAGAUCCGGUGGUACUUUAAAAAAUUCAAAAAGGAGCCCCAGUCCCAGAAGACGGAGCCGUUCGCCAGUAAAAUAUAACAAACGGGAGAGAUCCAGAUCCAGGUCUUCCAGAUACCGAAGCAGGUCGCAUUCAAGAUACAACAAAAAGAGAAGUAGAUCUCCAUACCGAAAUAGAGAUAGGAAGUACUAUAAUCGUAGUAGGAGCCCGAGACGAAAAAGUCGGUCUCCGGGCCUCAGGGACCAUGGAGUCGCUGAAUAUGGCUACUAUGACGGUGAAUAUUGGAUGCCCGGUCCAGUUAGACCUGGAUUUCCCGUACCGGCUUUUUAUCAUCCGGGGUUUUAUCCAAGAGGGGUCAUUCCGGGUCCCAUGCUGAUGCCUAGGGUUCCGAUUAGACCUCCGUUCGCCCCGUACCCGCAUCAACGAUAUCAAAUGCCCGUUUACAACAGGACGAGGGGUAACAGGCCUAUGACAUCGACGGCUACUAUCACCAGUGAUAGUAAGCAGCCGACAUCUGAAGUUUCUAGUGAAACUGUUAUUCAGGAGAUCACUGAAAAUCCCGCAAGGAGUCCAGACAGUGCUCAAACGAUUAAAGUUCCGGACAGCAACUCGAAAGAAGAGAACGUAAAAUAAGAACUUUACCAGUUGUACUAAAUAUUCAAAAAUAAAAAAAAUAAGUAGUUUCUGGUGUUAAGUGU